AUGAGCCACGACAAUCAACGUUCGAUAAGGAUUUGCAGCACACGGCGGCCCAGGGUUAGAGGGAGCCUCCGAGCAGACGACUCCGUCUCCGCUGACUUGGCACGCUGCCCGGUGAAGUGCGCCGAGCGUCAUCCACGUGUAUCGAGACAAAUAAUGAAGUUAGUCUCUGAAAAUAUCAAUUUCAUGUUUCCUCACACGCUGCGCGCUUUUCACGGAAGAUCACAUCAAAGGCAAAGUUCCAAAAAUAUCAAUCACAUUCCAGACCCAUUACUCAACGAACUGAUGACCCGCUCGAUAGUCCCAGCGUUCCCAGAGCGAGGAGCGACGCGCCUUCUCGAUGACGUCACCUCGGUUGAAUCAUUCGGCUGCGUCCUCUGGAAGACCGAUGCGCCCGAGCAUAUAAUGCGGCGAUCCUACCUGACGCAAUAA
Messenger RNA from Leptosia nina, 429 nucleotides. NCBI's taxonomy places the organism in Eukaryota, Metazoa, Arthropoda, Insecta, Lepidoptera, Pieridae. The record is from the annotation of a GenBank genome assembly.